AUGAGAGAGCCGCUGUGGACUUACCCUGGUCUGGCGGCCGAGGGUGUGGGUUUGACGCGCUUCCGUUUGUUUUCAGAGAUGUUUGAGAGCUGGGCGCUCAGAUCAAGUCGCAGCGUCGGUCGGCAUGGCGUCGCCGAUGGGUGCGCGGUGCGACUGCGGGCUAGAGGCGAAGGCAUCGGCGGAGCCGUGGCGGCGCAUGCGCGCUACCCUUCCAGGGCCUUCGAUCUAGCGCCUCGAUGCGCGCCGCCCCCGACGCGCAACUCACACCGCAAA
Brenthis ino (lesser marbled fritillary) is the source of this 273-nucleotide messenger RNA. The record is from the annotation of a GenBank genome assembly. Lineage: Eukaryota; Metazoa; Arthropoda; Insecta; Lepidoptera; Nymphalidae.